AGUCAUUCUGCGUUUUCAAACAUUUUCACUUUCUGUUUUACUCAGAAGAUUUAGAUCUAGAUUCUAGAUCUCUAGAUCUAUGCCUAUGCUAAUAGUAAUACCCUAAAUCAUAAAUCUAAAGUCUAGAUCUAUCUAUACCCUAUAGAAUAUAGAUCUAGAAUCUAAGUCUAAGUCUAUAGUAUAUAAAUAAUAUAUCUUCCCUAUCGUUGGCUAUUGUUGUAUUUAUUCUACUGUCACACUGUGACUGUGUCACUGUCAGUCACCAGUCACUGUCAGUGUGAGUGUCAGUGUGUGAAGUGUGUGUCCACUGUGUGCUGAUCCGUUACUUGAGUUACACUUCACUUGUAGUCACAGUCACAGUGUGACUACUCAGUCUCAGGACUACUUCCAACUACUGUGACUCACUGAGCCCAUGAGACAGAAUCUGUUUAGAAAUGUCUACUUUAGAAAGAAUGGGGAUUCAGGGCAUCCGCAGUUUUGGUCCAGAUGAAGUUGACUUUCAGUCACUUAAAUUUUUUACACCAUUGACUCUGAUUCUUGGGCCUAAUGGCACGGGCAAAACUACUAUAAUUGAGUGCUUGAAAUAUGCCACAACUGGAGAUAUGCCACCAGGAUGUAAAGGUGCUGGAGCAGCUUUCAUACAUGAUCCCAAAUUAUGCAAAGAGAGAGAGAUCAAAGGUCAGAUCCGAUUGAUGAUUCAAGAUGUUUCUGGCGCUAAGCUAAUGGUCACGAGGUCUAUGAAUUCCAAGCUUAAAGACAGCACAGGCAAAAAAAUUGAAAUGAAAACGCUGGAUGGUGUUUUAACAAGGUACUUACCUGAUGGAGAAAAACAAUCCACUACCUCACGUUGUACUGAUUUAAACAUUGAAAUGAUUGGAGCCCUGGGUGUGUCAAAAGCAGUCUUAGAGAAUGUGAUAUUUUGUCAUCAGGAAGACUCUAAUUGGCCACUAGGUGAAGGGAAAACUGUCAAAGAAAAGUUUGAUGCCAUUUUUGCUUCAACAAGAUAUACUAAAGUAUUGGAUGAAAUAAAAAAAUUGAAGCAAGCUCAGGACCAAGAGAUCAAAGAGGGUAAAAAAGAACUGGAAUAUUUAAAACAACUCAAAACAAAGGCAGAAGAGCUACGAAAUUCUUUAGAUGAUAUUGAGUCAAAAUUUGCUGCUUCAGUGGACAGUGUUGAAAAAAUUAAUGGAGAGCUAGAACCUGUCAGAGCUGAGUUACUAAAGAUUAAUACUCAUCAAAAUGAAAUUUUUAAACUUCAGACAUCCAAGCAAAAAUUUGUCAGUGAAAAGGAACACAUUGAGAAAAGUAUGAAAGAUUUAAAAGAAAAGAUAAAGGAAAAUUUUACUGGCUCUACUACAGAACUGAAGAAAGAACUGAGAGAUUUCUCUGAGAAAGUUCAAAAAAAGAAAGAUGAACUUUCAGAGCAAGAAAACCAACAAGAUAGACUAGUUAGUGAACUAGACAAGUUGGCUAAAACCAAAAGCAAUGUCCUGAUGGAGAAAGGGAAGCUGGAGAAGGAAGCAGAGAUAAAUGCAGAAAAUAUAAAAAAAAGAGAUGCCAAGAUUUUUGAGGUAGCAGCCAUGUAUGACUUUGAAGGUUUUAGUAAAGGUCAAGAAAUCAGUGAUGAACUGUACCAGAGAUUUUUUGAAUUUGUUAAGGAAAAGUUGACUUCUCUGAUGGAGCUUGGAAAAAGAAAAAAAGCUGAAUUUGAGGAGAAAGAAAAUCGAAUUCAGGAGAAGAUAGAUGCUUUAAAAGAGAAUAAAACUAAAUUGGAACAUGGAGAGAAAAUGCAUAAAGACACUAUAGCCAAAAAUGAAAUAGAAAUCAAAGACAUUAAUAGGAAACUCACAAAGAUGAUUACAUCUGCUGACCGACUUGAAAGUCUAAAAUCAGAUCUAAAUCGUGUAGAGAAUCAGCUGCAUGAAGUUGAAGCGUCUUUGAAUGUAGAUGAUGCUAGGGCAGAAAUAGCCUCCCUUGAUAAACAAAAGAAACUACUGGAUGCUUCUAUAAGUGAACUGAACACUGAGAUAAACCGUCUCACUAAACAGUCAGCUGUUCAGACACAGCUAGAUAUGCUGAUAUCUAAUCAACAGGAAAAGGAAUCUACCAUUGAGAGAUUAAGACAGCUCCAUGAGGAUAGUAUAGUCAGUCUCUUGGGACACAUUCCUUUGGAUAAUCUUAGAGAAGCUGUCAGUGAUUACAUAAGCAAUCAAACAGAAACUGUCAAGAAAACCAACCUGGAGCUAAACAAACAGAAAACUCUGCUAUCUUCUAAGCAGGCUGAGAAAAACUCUCUAGGAACACAGUUGCGUCAGAAGGAAGAUGAGCUGCGAACAUUAGAAGAUAAGAUUUACAAUGUUUGUGAAAGUCAAGAUUUGGAUGAGGAAUUUAAUGAGGUCCAGAAAAAUCUGACUCAAGCACAGGAAGAAAAAGGUUCCCUUCUUGGAGCAGAUCACAUGAUCAAAAAAUAUAUCAGAAACUUGGAGAAAAACAAUCCUUGUUGCCCUCUGUGCACUAGAGGCUUCCAACAAGCUCAGGAAGUCAGGGAACUGAUACUGAAGCUCCAAGAACAACUCCGCAAAGUUCCCAUCAACAUCAAGAAAGCUGACGAAGACGUAGAGAAGUACCAACAAAAAUAUGAUGCUAUCAUGCAGUUGAAACCUUUGAAAGAAAAGUCUGUCAGUUUGAAGGAAAUCGACAUUCCUGAACUCAAGUCAAAAAUCAAAAAGUUAGAUGAUGAAUUGAAGAGUAUUAAGGACAUUAUCCAAACUAAAGAGGACGAGGUCAGCAUACAAGAAACUGACUUGCAGAUAGCCAAAGGUUUUCAUCCUGACAUUAUUGACAUGGACAGACGAAGGGGAGAAGUUAGAGAACUGGAGAGAAAAAUAGAAGCCCAAAGAGCUCUUUUGCUAGGUGGGUGCUCUAACCGUCAGAUUGAGCAAGUUAUGAAAGAAAGAGAAGAGAAACAGCUUGAGCUGGAUACCAUGAACCGUACGCUGGACAGCCGUAGAGAUAAACUUAGUGAUUUCCAGGAGCAAACUCAGAAACUAAGAAGUAAAGUGCAUAGCUUACAGUCAGAGAAACUAGGCCUCGAAGGGGAACUGCAGCAGAAAAUAAAACUAGAGGAGCGAAAGACCACCUUAGCAAGUGACAAUAAAAACUAUCAACGAGACAUAGAUGAAGCCAAAUCUCAGAUCAGGCCUAUAGAUAGCCAGAUUCAAAAAUUACUUGAGGAGAAAGGGGAGGUAACUAACAGUAAAGACAAGAUGAUGGAAAAUGCCAGGGCAGAUGUGGAGACUGUGAAGAACAAAGGGACAUCUGUGAAAAAUUUGAACACAGAGAUCAAGAACUACAACCAGUCUGGAAAGCUAGACAAGCUGAAGGUUUGCCUUAAAAAAGAGAAAGAACUAGAUGUAGAGAAGCUGAAGAAAGGAGAGUUACUAGAAGAGCUGAGUGUCGCUGUGAAGAAAAUCACCAAUGAAAUCAGCAACCAGCAAAUAAGAGAGAGGGAGCUGCAGGACAUUCUGCUUCUACGGAACAAAGAAGAAGAGGUGAAAAGCUUGGAGGUUAAGAUCGCAGAGCUGCAGACUAAGCUUGGAGGGCUGGAUGUUAAGACGCUAGAAAAAGACAGGCAGGCUCUGCUUAGAAAGGAGACAGAACUCAACCAGAAGCAAAGCACAGCCCUUGGAAGGCAGCAAGGUUUUAAAGAUCAAAUCAAGUCUGUGAAAAACGAUUUAAACUCUGACAUGUACAAGGAAGCUGAAAAGAAAUACAAAACUAAAGUUAUUGAGAUCAAAACAACAGAAAUUGUAAACAUGGACCUACAGAAAUAUUACUCUGCAUUGGAUAAAGCAAUCAUGAUGUAUCACAAAGCAAAAAUGGAAGAAAUUAAUGUCAUUAUACAAGAGCUGUGGAAAAAUACCUACAGAGGCAAUGAUAUCGAAACUAUUCUAAUCCAGUCUGAGGUGGAUGAAACAACAGCUGGUGCAAUGAAGAACAGACGUACUUAUAACUACAGAGUUGUCAUGAGAAGAAAUGGCAUUGACUUGGACAUGAGGGGCAGGUGUAGUGCUGGUCAGAAGGUCCUGGCCUCUAUCGUCAUUCGCCUAGCUCUAGCAGAAACAUUCUGCACUAACUGUGGUAUUCUAGCACUGGAUGAGCCAACCACUAACUUGGAUAGGGCCAACAUUGAGUCCCUGGCCAUUGCUUUAGUCAGUGUGAUCAAAGAACGUCAAAGCCAGAGGCAUUUUCAGUUGAUAAUUAUAACUCAUGAUGAAGAUUUCGUGGAGCUUCUUGGCAGAUCUGAAUAUGUAGAUGAAUAUAUACAAGUCAGCAAAAAUCCUGAUGGUUUCUCAAGAUUAAAAGUGAAGAGAGUUGAAGAACUGCACUCUAGUUAGAUUGGAUUUCAAGUUGAGAAUCACUUCUUUGUAUAGAAAUAACUAAACUCUUACAAAGUGUUUUUACAAAUGUUUCUGUCUAAGCUUAUAUCAAUUGUGGGGCAUUAAGAAAUAUCAUAGUUAAGAUGGCAUUUACUAUUUCAUUAAUUACAAAGCUUAAAUUCUGGUAAUACUUUAUAGCCAUGUGCACCUCAAUAAUAUUUGUUCCUUGUUGUCUGAUUUUCUAAAAUAACCUUAAAAGCACUUCUUGUAUAAUGAUGUGCCUAAAGCAUUGCCCAUUUACUAAUGAAUGUUAAUUUUUAAAAAUAAUUUGCAUAAAUAAAAUGCGAAAGUAAAUCUGGUACUCCUUGGAAAAUAUGUCAAGUUAUGUGGAUUCAUGAGUUUAAUUUCUAAUAAGUUAGUUUUAAAAUAGCUACCAUAUUUUUCUGCAAAUACCCCUGAGUUAAAUUCUGUGUAAAUAGAAAAUGUUCUUAACAGAAUCUUAAUGUACCCCCAAACAGUUCAAAAGUUACAUGUUAACAGAUGCACUGUAUGCUUUCAUCUAUUAAGAUAUUCAGUCUUUUUAUGAUUGAAGGAAGCCAACAGUUUCAAAGUAUCAACUGUUGAAACUCAAAUAAUUUGUUGACCACUAUACCUGAAUGUGUUACUUGAUGUUGUCUUUCAAAUCAAUCAAUGAACCUUGUGAGGUUUCAAAAUGAAGUAUCUAAAUCAUAUGUUAGUGUCUAUGUUCAAACUUUGUGUAAGCUUUGAUUUUUAUCUAUUGACAAGUCCAAAAAAAGAAAAGGACUAGCAUUGUUUCAAAACUGUUAAAAUUGCAUUUUAUUUUGAAUUCCUUGUGUAUAGAGCAUUAUCUUUAAACUGUAUGAAUGAUUAUGUUGAAUUAUAAUGUUGUUACCAUUACUUGUUAUCAUGUAAACUUCAACAAUAAAAAUUAAUUACUGUUGA
Biomphalaria glabrata is the source of this 5342-nucleotide messenger RNA. Its product is annotated as DNA repair protein RAD50-like. Gene Ontology annotation, biological process: telomere maintenance via telomerase; double-strand break repair; chromosome organization involved in meiotic cell cycle. The record is from RefSeq and is a predicted model, not a curated record. The transcript is spliced from 26 exons. Lineage: Eukaryota; Metazoa; Mollusca; Gastropoda; Planorbidae. Gene Ontology annotation, cellular component: condensed nuclear chromosome; Mre11 complex; nucleus. The coding region runs from base 435 to 4397 and encodes 1320 amino acids. Gene Ontology annotation, molecular function: ATP hydrolysis activity; double-stranded telomeric DNA binding; single-stranded telomeric DNA binding.